AUGCUGGUGGACUUCAGUGCAGACGAAUGGUACGGCCUUAGCGCCGAGCAGAGGAGCCUGUACUGGGAAGUGACCCAGGAGAAUUACCAGAACGUGGCCUCCCUAGGGUAUCAGCUCCUCGAGCCCGACCUUCUCUUGAAGCUGGAAGAGGAGUUGUCCAGGAGGCUAGAGGAAGCCAGAGAAGCCAAGGAGUUACAAGGACACCAGCAUGUCCACUCCAAGGAGAAGUCCCCCGGAUGCGAUGACAACAGGCAGCCCCCCGGACCCAUGGAGACCCACAGCCAGAAGCCAAACCUCACAAGCCACCAGAAGACCUGUGCCGAGGAGAAGCCCCCCGGGGGUAGUGAUGCCGGGCAGCCCCUCGGGCCCUCGGGGCCCCACGAAGCACCCAGAGCCCACCCCACCCAGUCGCCCGGCCCCAAGACGUACUGCGUCCGGUACCUGGGGAGGGACCCCCGCACCUUCUGGGAGGGAGGCUGGCACUGCUGCGACUGUGGCAAAGGCUUUCAGCGGAAGUCCCACCUCUGCCAGCACUAUCGCACCCACGCUCAACAGAGGCCCUUCCAGUGCCAGCUGUGCGGGCGCUGCUUCAGCUGGCCCUCCUACCUCACGCAGCACUACCAGCUCCAUUCUCAGAAGACAGCCCUGCUGCCUCCCUGCCUCCGGGGCUCACGCUUUCCCCACAAGGGAGUGAGCCUGGAGUGCCUACGCUCCCACUGCCUUCCGGCCACUUCUAGCAGCUCUGACCUGCCCCACAGGCCUUCCGGACCUCCGCCUUGA
This is a messenger RNA of Echinops telfairi (small Madagascar hedgehog), 780 nucleotides long. It is a transcript of the gene ZIM2, whose product is annotated as zinc finger imprinted 2. Bases 1 to 780 code for a protein of 259 amino acids. NCBI's taxonomy places the organism in Eukaryota, Metazoa, Chordata, Mammalia, Afrosoricida, Tenrecidae. The transcript is spliced from 3 exons. The record is from RefSeq and is a predicted model, not a curated record. Gene Ontology annotation, biological process: regulation of DNA-templated transcription. Gene Ontology annotation, molecular function: RNA polymerase II cis-regulatory region sequence-specific DNA binding; DNA-binding transcription factor activity, RNA polymerase II-specific.